GGGCGGGGCAGGGGAGGCAUAUCGGGUAGCGACAGAUAUCUGUGCUGUACAGUCUCCUUCAGUUCGCCCUCCAAUCCUUUCGGUUCACCACGGCUGCUUAGCGCUGGGGUUAAGUUAAUUAAACUUAUUUAAGUUAAUCCACAGCUUUAUCUAUUAGCAGACAAUGGCAGUCCCCCCAACAUAUGCUGAUCUUGGAAAAUCUGCCAAGGACAUCUUCAACAAGGGAUAUGGCUUUGGUCUGGUGAAACUUGAUGUCAAGACGAAAUCAGCCAGUGGAGUGGAGUUUAAGACUUCAGGUUCCUCCAACACUGACACCAGCAAAGUGGUGGGCAGUCUGGAAACUAAAUACAAGAGGCCUGAGUAUGGCUUGACCUUUACGGAGAAGUGGAACACUGACAACACUCUAGGAACAGAGAUCACCAUUGAAGACCAGAUUGCAAAAGGGCUGAAGCUGACUUUUGAUACAACCUUCUCACCAAACACAGGCAAGAAGAGUGGAAAAGUCAAGACAGCCUACAAACGGGAAUAUGUCAACUUGGGCUGUGAUGUUGACUUUGACUUUGCUGGUCCAACUAUCCAUGCUGCUGCUGUAGUUGGUUAUGAAGGAUGGCUUGCUGGCUACCAAAUGUCUUUUGACACAGCCAAGUCCAAGAUGACCCAGAACAACUUUGCUGUAGGCUACAAGACCGGCGACUUCCAGCUGCACACCAAUGUUAAUGAUGGCUCAGAGUUUGGUGGCUCCAUCUAUCAGAAAGUGAGUGAUAAGAUGGAGACAGCGGUGAACCUGGCCUGGACUGCAGGCAGUAACAGCACACGCUUUGGCAUCGCUGCCAAGUACCAGCUGGACAAGGACGCCUCCAUUAGUGCCAAAGUGAACAAUACCAGCCUUGUUGGUGUUGGAUACACACAAACUCUGAGACCAGGUGUGAAGCUGACCCUGUCUGCCCUGGUUGAUGGAAAGAGCAUCAAUGCAGGUGGCCAUAAGCUGGGUUUGGGGCUGGAGCUGGAGGCCUAAAAUCCUGCACUCACUCAUAUCAGGGACAAGGGAAUAUCAGAGGAAUCUGGCCUUAAAUCUUAACCAGCAGGGGAAUUCUGGAUGGGAAGGGAUUUGUUCAAAGACUCCAACAAAUACGACCAUUUUUAGUAGCCAUUGCAGUGGUGUUCAUUCUUUUCCCCGUGGUGUCUGUUUUUGGUUAGUACUACUGUUAAAUACAGUCACUUUUGGUUCUGCCACAAAUCUGAUUUCUUAUCUCACACUCCUUUGUUAGUUUAAUGCUCUCCUGUUGCAGCGGUGGGUGUCUAAGCCUGCAUGUUGCGUUUCCUCUCCAGUAAGGGAUUUGUGGUAUUUGGGAGAAUGUGAUGGAUUUUUUUUCACCUGUGUCUAUCACCUGAUAUUCCUUAGUCAGCUGAACUUAAUAUGUGCAACCAUUAACUACAUUUUAAAACCCAUAUCUGCUUAUAUUUAAAUAAUGUUAUUUUUCUUUCCAUACACACAAGAAGAACCUUGCUCCAUAAUACCAUUUCUCUCUGUCAGCCAUCAUGAUUUGAAACCUAGUUGCACUUGAAUCCUGCCCUUAAACUAAGCAGUUUUUGGGUGGCCUAAAUGGAUGAAUGAAAGCAGUUGAAACCUGUUUGGGAGAGCAUGGCUGGCAUGUUCGUUUUUUUUUUUUUUUUUCCUUGCAAAGAUGACUAGGUGGAGCUUACGGUAAUGCCAAAAUGAUGUGUUUUGAGUACCUAAAGCUUUCAUUGUUGCCAUUAUGAACCUGAUUUGCUGAGGUCAUGCUUUCACAAAACCGUAGAGGUCCUCAUGUGUAUGUGUAAACUUUUCAAUAAAGUCUUUGAACCCCA
Messenger RNA from Pangasianodon hypophthalmus (striped catfish), 1848 nucleotides. It is a transcript of the gene vdac2, whose product is annotated as voltage-dependent anion channel 2. Gene Ontology annotation, molecular function: voltage-gated monoatomic anion channel activity. Lineage: Eukaryota; Metazoa; Chordata; Actinopteri; Siluriformes; Pangasiidae. Gene Ontology annotation, cellular component: mitochondrial outer membrane. The coding region runs from base 164 to 1015 and encodes 283 amino acids. The transcript has 9 exons. Gene Ontology annotation, biological process: monoatomic anion transmembrane transport. The record is from RefSeq and is a predicted model, not a curated record.